AUUCAGAUUACAGUAUACUGCGUGCGCUUGCGUGCUUGUGUUCUUGAACGUCGGAUGGUGGGCUGGAGGAGGAAAAGCGUGUUUACACAGACGGGCCGAGCGCCUGGGGAAUAGCGCACGGCGAGAGGAAGUGAGCCGGCUCGCUGUCUGCCUGCACCAACUUCCUGCUCAGAGAGAGAGAGAGAAAGAGAGAGAGAAAACAGUCGGGAUCCCAUUACAGUUCGACUGAGAGCUGCCGAGACGGCCGACAGCAUGGAAAAACAGCGCAUUAUACGGAAUUCUUUUUAAUAAAGCGAAAAAGGACCCCAAAAAGCCUGACCAUUACGCACAGAUAUGGAGAGUGCUAUCACGCUGUGGCAGUUUCUGCUGCAGCUACUGCUGGACCAGAGCCAUAAGCACCUGAUUUGCUGGACAUCCAACGACGGCGAGUUCAAGCUACUCAAAUCGGAAGAAGUCGCCAAACUCUGGGGCCUGCGCAAGAACAAGACCAACAUGAACUACGACAAACUUAGCCGAGCACUACGCUAUUAUUAUGACAAGAACAUCAUAAAGAAGGUGAUUGGCCAGAAGUUUGUAUACAAGUUCGUCUCGUUCCCUGAUAUUCUGAAGAUGGAUCCCCAAGCGGUGGAGCUCGGUCGGGACGGGGGUCACGUCGCAGGGGGCAUCAUGUUGCAGGAGGUGGAGUCAGAUUGCGGCGAGGGGGAGGAAUCUCCAAAGCUGUCGCUGUCAUCGCUGAGAAGCCCCACCUGCAGGAACGAGUAUCUCCACUCUGGUCUGUACUCGUCCUUUACAGUCAGUUCCCUCCAAAGCCCGCCUCCACUGCUGCGUCCAAUCAAAGUCGAGAAGCAGCGAGGGGGCGAAAGAGGGGAGGAGGGACAAACGGUGAUUCGCUUUGUCACUAAUCGAUCAGAAAAGGUCGUUCCCCUGGCUUCCUCGCCGCCACCUGCAUCCGCGGAGGUCUUCUUCGCUUCAAAAACCUCCCCUUGUUCAUCCUGUAGCCCCUCCCCUUCUCAUAGCCCUGUCUACACGCUGCGGCCGGAGCGCAGCCCGGAGGCUCGCGUAGACGAAUCAGAGCAGAGCGCUCAGCCUCUAAAUUUAUCAUCCGGCCACAGGGAGCGAGCCCAGAAUCGGGUUCCUGUUCCCCCCUUUCACAAUACCUCCCCCUACUCCUCUCUCUCUCUUCAGACUCCCUCUGGUUUGCUGUUGACACCCAGUCCUCUCCUGUCCUCCAUUCAUUUCUGGAGCAGCCUGAGUCCCGUAGCCCCUCUCAGCCCAGCCAGGCUACAGGGCCACGGGUCACUCUUUCAGUUCCCGACCCUGCUGAAUGGGCCGCUCCCAGUACCCCUCCCCAACCUGGACUCCUCUUCAUCAUCCUCCUCCUCCUCUCUCCUCCUCUCCUCCAGCGCCCAGAAAUCCUGAUUUCUGGACACUCCACAUAUCCCCUCCCCAGAAUCAUACCUUUGCUCUCACACUAAGAAGGAAUUAUGGACCUUCAUGUCAUUUUUGAGCCAGACUGCACUUCACCCCCUUGUGGCCACCUAUACCUAUAGCACCCUUCAGUUCUGUUGAAUUUUGGACCAGCAAACUGUUUUUUUCUUCUUUAACUCAGGCUGCAAUCCAAACAGCUCACCAAAAUUCCUCCCCAAGCUCUUAAAAUAGGGAAUUAUGAUGAGGUAAUGCCAAAACACAUGAAGUGUCCUUUUGAGAAGAUGGUGAGUCAUUGGAAACAGAGCCUUAGAGAAUCUGUAUCCUGGAGAAAGUGGCAAGUUAUGCAAGCUAUUUUUCAUAAUCUCAAUUUCAGAUAGAUACAAACGAUGCUGGACGACGUAAACACGUUUAAAACAGCGUAGACUUUCUAAAGCAAAACUUCAGCGUUCCCUACUGUUCUCCAUUCCUAAGGUGCUUCAACUGGAGAGAUCUUGACCAGUUCAAAAAGAAGAAAUGUUUAAACCAUAUUAAAGGAAUCUCAUUAGCAUUUAAGUCUCUUUUUAAUCUUUCCGAGGCUGUGAACCGGGUUUCUGUUCGUUUGUUGUUUGUCUGGUAUUGUAUUGUAUAAUAUUGCGUUGUAUGCACUGUGCUUCAAAUGUACUACCGGCUGUGCCUUUUUUGUGGAAGAAUUGUUUAUUUGUAUUAUUUUCCUGCUUAAAUACGUUUUUGUAAUAGACGAAAUUCCAUUGCAAUAUUGGAAAGAAAAGCUUUGUAAUAGCUUCCGUUUUUUUUCAUUAAUGAAUUGAUUUAAAAAAAAAAAAGUGUAUUCUCGUAUUAAUUUUAUAUUUUUUGCUUUUCAAGAAUCAAGAAAAUGUGCCUUGUAUUUAAAAUAAACAAGCGUUGAAUGCGACGCAACGCUCUCGCGUCUGAACGAACACCUUGUAUUUGUAGAUGAAAUGCACACAGACACACACACAAAUAUAAUAAACAGACGACAGAGAGUUCGCUGUAUGAAACAGACCAUGUUUACUUCACUGAUUAAGAGAAAUAAAUAUCUGCAGUACAAAGAGUUAAACGGUCAAUUCAGCCGACAGCUGGUACUGAGUGUUUCACGGAGGCGGAGCUUACAGGACACCACGCACUCCAUGCGUCACGUAUACACACGCAAUCACGCACACACGCACGCACGCAUCUCCAGAAACAAUCGACUCCGAUUUGACGAUAUUAAUUAACAUUUGUCAGUUCAAAAAAACAAAAAACAGUCAUCUAAAAUCUGUUUGAUAUCUUCUGCUUUCUUCAUGUUUAUAAAUGCUGGGAAAAAGAAACAUUGGUCCAACGCUGCUGUCAAAAUUUUUGUUGUUGUUAUUACCUUUUUUCUUUUAUACACACAAUAUCGUUUUCUCUUCUGAAUAAAAUCAAGCACAAAUGUGGGACAGUCGGACUCCAACAUGCCACAUUAAGAUACCAUUAUUCACAGAGGGGUCAAUAUGUAACAUUAAAAAAAAAA
Messenger RNA from Sinocyclocheilus anshuiensis, 2935 nucleotides. Its product is annotated as ETS domain-containing protein Elk-3-like. The record is from RefSeq and is a predicted model, not a curated record. Gene Ontology annotation, cellular component: nucleus. NCBI's taxonomy places the organism in Eukaryota, Metazoa, Chordata, Actinopteri, Cypriniformes, Cyprinidae. The coding region runs from base 334 to 1419 and encodes 361 amino acids. The transcript has 5 exons. Gene Ontology annotation, biological process: regulation of transcription by RNA polymerase II; cell differentiation. Gene Ontology annotation, molecular function: DNA-binding transcription factor activity, RNA polymerase II-specific; sequence-specific DNA binding.